Messenger RNA from Anopheles merus, 1278 nucleotides. RefSeq lists its product as uncharacterized. NCBI's taxonomy places the organism in Eukaryota, Metazoa, Arthropoda, Insecta, Diptera, Culicidae. The coding region runs from base 215 to 1222 and encodes 335 amino acids. The transcript is spliced from 6 exons. The record is from RefSeq and is a predicted model, not a curated record.
CAUUCCAUUCGAAUUUCUUUGAAGCGAUUGUUUUGGCUUACCUUUGUCUACAAUCAGAGUUUACAGUCAGUGCGGAUUCGUUCGUUGAAAUAGCAAGAUCACUUAAAUUAUACUUGGGAGAUAGCUGUUUUGGACGGCAUUAACGGCAUUGUUACUAAUAUUAAAAACACAUUGAACGAAAGAGAAGUUGUAGCAAGCUAAUUGAAGAAAUAAUAUGCAUCACCAGAUAUUGUUGUUUGUUAUAGUGACACUGAGUUGUUUAUUUUUCUGUGAAGCGCAAACAGAUAAAAAGCAAUGUGCAAAAAAUAAUGAAUAUUGUCUUACUCAUCGAGAUUGUUGUUCAGGAAGUUGCUUAAGCUUCUCAUAUAAAUGCGUACCUGUGCCAGCAAGUGCUUCUGAAGGAUUUAUAAGCGUUCCAGUGAAGCCAGUUCCAAUUGAUACUGCAAAUCGUUUCGGAGCAGAUGAUGGUGGUGCAAGUUUAACCCAAAAGACAUGCGCUCUGAACGGAGAAUAUUGUUUGACACAUAUGGAAUGUUGUUCAGGCAAUUGUUUAACUUUCUCUUAUAAAUGUGUGCCACUGAGUCCAUCUGGUUCUGCCAUCACUGUGCCACUCUAUUCAACACCACAGACCUCAACGGUAAACUUUACGAAUCGAAUAGGCGAUGAAACUUCCUCUAUUUUAACAACAACACAUACUUCAUUUCCAAACGUGUGUGCUAAAAUUGGUGAAUAUUGUUUAACAUCUUCGGAAUGCUGCUCCAAAAGUUGUUUAAGUUUUGCAUAUAAAUGCGUCAACAGAUAUGACCUUUCAGUCGUGGCAGAUCCAAAUCUACCUGUAACAUCAAUUUAUACUUCCAAUCGUUUUGGGGGAACAGUAGACGAACCAAGCACAGGAACACCCAAGUGCACAUCGAACGGCUUAUUUUGUGUCCACAACAAAGAAUGCUGUUCCGGAGCAUGCUAUAAAUCUGUGUGUUCAACAGAGAUCCGUGUUGGUGUGCUGGAAUCAGAGUUAACUCGUCCGUCGGUUAUAAAUGGACCAUAUAUUCAAGUACAAAAUUUAGAUGACCUCAUUACCCGUUACAGUGUACAAAUUUCAACGACAGAGCAAAGCGUUACUCCUAUAGAAGGGCGGUGUAAAGUUAUUGGUGAUAGCUGUACCCGUCAUGAAAAUUGCUGUUCUUCAAACUGUCAUUCAUACAGGGGAAAGUGUGUUACCUAAAUUAAACUUUAUAUCAAUUUUGAAAAAAUAAAAAUUUACUAAUAAAUAAAAAUAAA